Messenger RNA from Pelagomonas calceolata, 1392 nucleotides. The record is from the annotation of a GenBank genome assembly. Lineage: Eukaryota; Pelagophyceae; Pelagomonadales; Pelagomonadaceae.
CUUUGCAGUGGCGGCGUAACUGCCUUAAUCACAGGAACGCGUCAUAAAUAUUACUCUGAUUACAUCUCUUUGACUGGUGGCCAUGGCCACCACCGCCACCUUCAGCCGCCUCGUGCGCCGCUGCACCCGCUACGCCCUGGGCGGGCUGGCCGCUCUCGCAGCACCGCUCGCACGCUGCGAAGAGCGAAAGGAAGAGCCCUUCUCGAAAAUCCUCGACGACGCCGCCGCCGGAAAAGUGCAAGCGGUCCGCGUCGGCGCGGACCGCUGCGAGAUCACGCUGAAGAGCGGCCGCAGCUACGACGCCAAGCACGUCCCGUGGCUGGGCACGGACUGGCUCGCGACGCGUCUGCGGGAACACGGCGUCCGGUUCGGCGCGCUGACGGUGCCGGAGCUGACGCGCGACGAGAAGCGCCGCGCGGUCGCCAAGGGCUUGUUCGCGGUGCUCGCGCCGGUCGCCUAUUUGUAUUUUGCCUACCGGAUCCUCAUGAAGGCCUCGCGGGGCCCGCACCAGGACGAAUCUGUCGCGAACCAGUACGAGCGGAAGAAGCAGCGGAAGCGGGGCUUCGCGGGCGUCGCGGGCGUCGACAAGGCCCUGCGCGAGCUGCGGGAGGUCGUGGCCUGUCUGCGGGACCCGGCGGCCUUCGCGCGCAUCGGCGCGCGGUGCCCGCGCGGCAUUUUAUUAACGGGGCCGUCGGGCACGGGCAAGACGCUGCUCGCGCGCUGCGUCGCCGAGGAGGCCGACUGCGAGUUCCUGUCGUGCUCGGGCUCGGCCUUCGUCGAGUUGUUUGUAGGGCGGGGCUCGGCGCGCGUCCGCAACCUGUUCGCGAAGGCGCGGUCGCUCGCGCCGUGCGUCGUGUUCAUCGACGAGAUCGACGCCAUCGCCAAGGCGCGCGGCAUGCUCUCGCACAACGACGAGCGCGAGCAGACACUGAACCAGAUCCUCUGCGAGCUCGACGGCUUCGAGGCGAAGGACGACGACGCCGCGGCCGCGCCGCUCGUCGUGCUCCUCGCGGCGACGAACCGGCCCGAGAUCUUGGAUGAUGCGCUCGUGCGGCCGGGUCGCCUCGACCGCUGCGUCGUCGUGCCGCUGCCCGACGAAGCCGGGCGGCGGGAGAUAUUGAAAGUGCACGCCGCGCGCGUGCGCCUCGCGCCCGGCGUUUCUCUGGACCGCGUCGCGGCGCGCGCGGACGGCUUCUCGGGCGCGGACCUCGCGAAUGUGGUGAAUGAGGGCGCGCUGCUGGCCGUGCGCGGCAGCGCCGACGCCGUCACCACAGAACACCUCCUCGACGCCGUCGCCAAGGCGCAGGAGGCGAAGCGGGCGACGCGUCGGCGCGGGUUCGAACUCGUUCCUGAAGCCGAUUAGAUUGUAACACAGGAUUCUUAUACGGGAAA